This is a messenger RNA of Amphimedon queenslandica, 1347 nucleotides long. RefSeq lists its product as uncharacterized. The record is from RefSeq and is a predicted model, not a curated record. Bases 138 to 1085 code for a protein of 315 amino acids. The transcript is spliced from 2 exons. NCBI's taxonomy places the organism in Eukaryota, Metazoa, Porifera, Demospongiae, Haplosclerida, Niphatidae.
UAUUGGAAGUUAUUGCACUCCUAAAAGUUUGGAACAGACUUUAAACUGUCCUUCUUAAGUUCCCCUCUCCUUCCCUCUUGCUGCGUUCUUUCUUUUAAGCACCUGAGAGGCUGAGGAGACUGCUCUCCGCACGGAUUAUGGCCGAGCAAGGAGCCGUCCCUGAUAUAAACUCUCCAGUAACUGAACCCUCUCUCUCGUCCUCUGUACAAGAGACAGAUCACAGUGAAAAUGAGUAUGUGAUCAUUAACAGUGAUGCUUUUGCUGGAAAACUACUCAAGGAUUUACUUAAUGCAGUUAAAAUUUUUCGUGAACAAGUCUCAAAGUUCGAGAAGCAAUUGGAGGAACAACUGUCUCUUUCACAAACAAACAAGAAAGAUAUUGCUGAGCUGCAGGAGAGAUUCCAAAAAGAUCACGUUGAAAAGUUUGAGGAGCAUUGUAAAGUUGUCGACGAAUUGGCGCGUCUCUCUAAAGAAAAUGAAGCACUGCGAAAGGAAUUGAAGGCUACAAAUAAAAAAGUGAAAGAUUUAACCGAUGAAGUGAAGAAAAUGCAGACAGCAACUCCUGUUACGGAAACAGUUGAGAAUGAAGCUGCCGCAGCAACUAGCAGUGUGAUGGAGCCUCCUCCUUCUAUCUUUUCUGAUCUCCUAUCAAAAUUAGACGAUUUAGCAUCACAAAUGGUACCAAAAGAAGAGACCAAUAGGAGAAGAUCGAUCAUAGAAACACACACUAAUGAAGUACGCACUGCCAAUAACCUACCGCCAAAGUCAGACAGCUUUGAUGAGUCUGAUUCGCUACAGCGUACCAAUAGUGUUUCUAGUUCUAGUGUUUCUAGUUCUGGUAUAGGAAGCAGUAUUGGCCCUUCUACACUAGGUAGAGGUGAUAGUAAAUUGUUUAAUAUUGGGGAAGAUGAAAAUAUACCGGCAGCUGAUGAAUCGCUUCCUCCUGAAGUCAAGUUGCGUCCCAAGACAACAAGCACACCGCUUAGACAAAGAAAGUCUAUGACGGAGAAAGACCACAAUAUUCUGGAGGUUAUAUGGGCCAUGGGUGAUUUAGCAAAUGCUUUAAAGAGACUAAAUGAACAGUAAAAGCAUUAAAAUAGUUAUUAUCGUUGUACUUGUAAUGUAUGUAUAAUUACUAUGUGAUAGGUCAUACCGUAUACAUCAUAAUAGGCGAUAAUUUUGGAGGGGCCAUUCAGCAAGCGUUUUAAUCAUGCACUGGUAUAUUAUAUGCAAAUCUGCACAUCUGACUAACCAAAUUUAAAAACCACCAAUCACUAAAAUUUUAGAAAUUCCCUCCUACUAUAUGGUAUGACUAUUUUCUCACUUUAAAAUUUAUUCUUCUAAUGUA